UCUUGGCAACACUGCUGGAGUACGUGUAUUUUAUUGACACAUGACAGAUGUCUAUGUCGUUUCGUGUUGUUAGACAGUGACGUUUACCAAAUUUUAUUUUUAUUGACCAGUUGACCAUAUUCCAAAUAAAAAAAAAUUAAUAAUGUCGCAAACUGUACCCUUAAUUCUCGAAGAAGAUGUUGAACAAGGUGGCAAGGAGUACGAAGAAGGCCUGGAAGACGAUUUCGCCUAUCGUAACAAUGUUACAAAUGCGCCAAAGAGCAUUCGAUUGGGAUUUAUCCGCAAAGUUUAUGGCUUGUUGUCGAUGCAAAUAUUAUUGACUUUUGUUAUAGCCAGCAUAUGUAUGUUUACACCACCGAUUAAGGAUUUUGUUCACAAUAACGAUUGGAUGAUGAUGUUAUCGUUCAUUGCAAGUAUUGCCAUAUUAAUUCCUCUACACAUAAAACGAAAAGAAUCACCUGCAAACCUUAUACUUCUAGCUGCUUUUACUGUUGUUCAGGGCUAUACAGUUGGAGUAAUAGUCACAUUUUAUUCACAAGCAAUUGUAUUACAAGCCCUAUUGUUAACUUUGAUUGUUUUGGCUGGUUUAACUUUAUUUACAUUCCAAACAAAACGUGAUUACUCUGCUAUGCAUUCUGGAUUGUUUGCUGGUCUUUGCAUUCUUAUUGUUGGAGGAUUUAUGCAAGUAUUUUUACAAUCUUCAGUAUUCGAGAUUGCAAUAUCAUUUGGAGGAGCAUUAUUAUUCUGUCUUUUUAUUGUAUUUGACACUCAAAUGAUCAUGAAAACCUUAUCACCAGAAGAAUACAUUUUAGCUACUAUUAACUUGUAUAUGGAUAUUAUUAAUUUGUUUAUAUAUAUAUUACGUAUACUUCAGGCUCUAAAUAGGCAGUAAAACUAAAAAGAGCUUGAUUUUGAAGACUAUUAAAGUAAAGCAAUUAUUGCAGUGUGAAAUAAAAAUGUCUUCAAAAUUUUUGUUUUUAAUAAGCAUAUUUGGGAAAUUAUAAUUUAAAAUCACUUAAAUAUUUAUAUUUAAUAAAAUUAUGUGCAUUUGUUUUUUAGUAUUAUUACAAGUAUUUGUUGUAAAUAAUUUUUAAAGAGUGAAAAUAUUUUAUGUAUAGUUAAUAAAAUCA
Messenger RNA from Psylliodes chrysocephalus, 1130 nucleotides. NCBI's taxonomy places the organism in Eukaryota, Metazoa, Arthropoda, Insecta, Coleoptera, Chrysomelidae. The record is from the annotation of a GenBank genome assembly.